CUUUUAUUCUUCUCAAUUGUUUAUUAAUAAUGUGAUUAAGUAUAUAUUUAAUAAUUGAAUAAAAGAUUGUUAUUAGAUAGAAUAACAUUGAUUAUAAAUUAUGUCUUAUAUAUAUUAAAGAAUAUUUGUAUUAAAUUAAAUUUUAAAUAGAAUCUUCAAGUAUAUCUAGGGAUGUACCGAGACCGAGAUUGAGCCGAGACUCUCGGCGCGAGCCGUCUCGGUCUCGGUCAGUCUCGGUCUCGGUUAGUCUCGGUCUCGGUCAGUCUCGGUCUCGGUCAGUCUCGGUCUCGGUCUGUCUCGGUCUCGGUCAAUCUCGGUCUCGCUGAGUCUCGGUCUCGGUAGUCUUGGACGAGACUCUCGGUCUCGGUCAUGUUUCUGAUUAGAAAUAUACCGAGGGUACAGAUUCAUUGAUAUAUAUGAGAAGUUUUCAUUUGCAAGAAUCUCCAAGACUAUAAGAAAUUUAUUGUUAACUAAUUCGUUUGCUUUCAUGUAGCUAUCCCUACAUAGGCACGGUUGGAUUCCGAAAGGAGAAAACUACAUUUUAUUCAGAUGUGACGGAAAUAUUGAAGUUUUCAAGUAGGAUUGGCUUGAAUUUGGUCUCUUUCUUUCCUGAUCGAACUUUCCCUCAGUACGUAGAGCUAGAUAAAGGUAAGGUGAUCAAUUAGCAAUAAACGACUUGUAGAGUCUUGAAAGUUUUUGAAAACGAAAAACCCUUGUUUGUAUCAAUGAAAUUUCAAUAUCAGUAAAUCCAUGGUCUCAUUAAGCUUUGAUCUUCAACUUUUUGAAAAUUUGUUUUUGAUUCAAAAAACUUAAUAUAUCGAAGUGUACGCGUCUUGUGAUAUUAUAUACAAUAAAGAGAAGUUGAUUUUUAUUAUGGUUAUGAUCUCUUGAAACGUAAAGCAUUGUUCUCAACGGUUCUGAAUCAUCUUCCUAUCUUACUUCGUUAUAUGUGUCCUUCAUUGAAACGAUAAUAUAUCUUGAAUUAGUCUCUACUUUAUAGAUUUUGUUCGAAAAAAAUUAUUAACUAUUCUUAAACGGCUGAGUAAAGUUUUUGACUAAAAAUAAUAAUAAUGAAGGAAGUAUUAUAUUUUGCAGCUACUUUCACCUACUGGUCAGAGUUUUAAGACAUUUAUUAUUCACUAACAGUAGUACGAUCAAUCAUCUGCUUUCAGGAUUGAUAUAUUAGGAGGUGUCUCUUUAAAAAAAAGUAGUCUCUCUUCUUUUAUAAUGAAAUCGUCGCACAUUAAUAUCAUCUUUAUUUUUGUUUUCUCAACAAUAUUUUCAGAAUAGAUAAAGAGAAACAUCAGGUGGAAUAAGACGGAGAGAGCCACAUUCUAAAACGUUUUUUUUCUUUUUUUUCAUUUUGUUGUUGUUUUUUGUCUUUUUCAUUUAAGAAAAACGAGGAGUAAUAACAACAAGAGAAAAAAACUAAUCUAAUAAGUAUACAUUUACUAUCCAUGCAUAUCUUUUAAUUAUGAGAGAUAAUCGAGGGUUGACUGUAAAGAAAGAAAAUUGAUCGAUAUGUGAAUCGUUAUAUUGAUUAAAAUAAGAGAAUAUGUAACGAAUGAAUCGUCCAAAAGGGCAUCUGGUUGUACAGGCCAGACAAAUAGUGAGAAUAAAAACUGGCUAGUCGAUAACAAAUUUUACCUAGAGAAAAGAAAAAAAUAACGAAUUAUCGCAUAUUGUGUCUCUCGUCUCGUUUCAAUAACGUUCAUUAACAUCGAACUAUAGCUGGUGGUUGGGUACAAUUAUUCAUUGUUGUAGUUAUUUUUUUUCUUUCAAUCUGUUUGGUUAUUAAUGCAUUCAAAAAGAACUUCGACAAAUAGUUCUAAAAAAAAACUAAAAAAGGUAGACCAGCAAACAAUGGCCAACCUCUUGACGACAUUUUAUAUGAAAAAGUUCUUACACUCAAUGUUGGAUCGGAAACAAAUCAGUCUUCGUCAUCUUCAUAUUCCAAUAAUAAAACACUUAAUACAACGAAUACUGAAGAAACAUUUGACCAACAACAAGUUACUGAUACAACACGAAUUGACGAUAAUGUGUUACCAAUAAAAUCAGAAGUAUGGAAUAGUGCCACAAAGUUACCAAAUGGUAAAGCAAAAUGCAAAAGCUGCAAUCGUGAGAUUGCAUGCAAAGACCAUUCUACAACUGGUCUUCGUCGACAUUUAGAUCGUUGUAUGAAAACCUCGAAAUUUUUAUCGAAUAACAGUACCAUUUUCAACAAAUCAAUUAAUAUCCAAAUGAAAAAAAAAUUACAUGAAUUGGUUUACCAAUGUAUUAUUCAAGAUGGUCGUAGUUUUGAUGAUUUAAGAAAACCAGGAAUGUCUCGUCUACUUCAAGAAAUUAUUCCAGCUCGAAAGCAUCUAAUUGUUCCAAGUACAUCAGUUCCAUCGGAAUCAACAUUUAGUAUAGCUUCGUAUCUUGAACGAAAAGAACGAAAUCGAUUGACACCUGAAAAUCUUUGUAAAUCGAAUAAAAUAUCAUCAGGAAACUGUUUAAAUGCCAAAACUGAUGCAGGUAGAUAUGUUAUUGAACCAAAACAUGUUGCAAAAAGAGUUUGUCGUAGCCGAAAAUAUCUUUCACACUAA
Rotaria sp. Silwood1 is the source of this 2588-nucleotide messenger RNA. The record is from the annotation of a GenBank genome assembly. NCBI's taxonomy places the organism in Eukaryota, Metazoa, Rotifera, Eurotatoria, Philodinida, Philodinidae.